UUUGGGUGACAGAGGUAUACAAAUACCUCAGAAGCAAUUGUUCCUAUUUCUCCUCUCCAUCACCCUGUUGUAAAUCAGGAGUAACUCCACUGGAGUCACUGGGACUGUUUUCCCUAUCCUCAUUCCCAUAUUACAUCAGUCUUCACAAGCUAAGAGUCUGACUCAAGGAAAUUAAGGUGGUUUUUAAAAAGGAGAGUUAUUUUACUGAUCUAAUGCUGGCCCUUGCUCUUUUCCCUCCAUCCGCAGACAUCACACAAUGUUCUGAGAAAGAAAAUGUCAAACCAAACCACCAAGACCGAGUUCCUUCUCCUGGGAUUUUCUGAAGUUCGGGAACUGCAGAUUUUGCACUGUGUGAUGUUUCUAGUGAUUUACCUGGCAGCCCUGAUGGAGAAUCUUCUUAUCUUUAUGGCCAUAGCCUUUGACCACCACCUUCACACCCCCAUGUACUUCUUCCUGAUGAAUCUGUCCAUCCUAGACCUUGGCUCCAUCUCUGUCACCGUCCCCAAAUCCAUGGCCAAUUCCCUCAUUAACAGUAAAUCCAUUUCCUAUGGUGGAUGCGUUGCCCAAGUCUUUUUCCUACUCUUCUUAGUGGGAGCGGAUUUUUCCCUUCUCACCGUUAUGGCUUAUGACCGAUAUGUCGCCAUCUGCCAACCAUUGCACUAUGAGAGAAUGAUGAACAGCAGAGCUUGUGUCAAAAUGGCAGCCGGUGCCUGGAUAAGUGGGAUUCUCUACUCUGUGCUACACACCGGGAACACAUUUGCGUUGACGUUCUGUGGAGGUAACAUGGUGGAUCAGUUCUUCUGUGAGAUCCCCCAGCUACUCAAGCUCACCUGUUCUGACUCAUAUCUCAGUGAAGCUGGGGUUCUUGCAUUUAGUGUGUGUUUAGUCUUAGGCUGCUUUGUUUUUAUCAUUGUGUCGUAUGUUCAGAUCUUCAAAUCAGUGCUCAGAAUCCCCUCUGAGCAGGGCCAGCAUAGAGCCCUAUCCACCUGCCUUCCUCACCUCACUGUGGUCUCCUUAUUUGUUUGCACUGGGGCCUUUGCCUACCUGAAACCCACCUCCAGCUCCCCAUCUGCUCUGGAUCUUGUGAUGGGUGUUCUCUAUUCUGUAUUGCCACCAAUCCUGAAUCCAAUUAUCUACAGCAUGAGGAACAAGGAGAUGAAAGGUGCCCUGAGGAGACUGACUGAGUGUAGAUAAUUCACCAAGAAUUAAUUUUCUGCCUUUCUCUAAUUUAAGUUUGCUUAUGUAGUAUUUGUUCAUUAAUGUAGG
Chelonoidis abingdonii (Abingdon island giant tortoise) is the source of this 1266-nucleotide messenger RNA. Its product is annotated as olfactory receptor 14A16-like. Gene Ontology annotation, molecular function: G protein-coupled receptor activity; olfactory receptor activity. The record is from RefSeq and is a predicted model, not a curated record. Gene Ontology annotation, biological process: G protein-coupled receptor signaling pathway. Gene Ontology annotation, cellular component: membrane. NCBI's taxonomy places the organism in Eukaryota, Metazoa, Chordata, Testudines, Testudinidae.